AUGACGCCAAAGCAACCCAACGGAGAUUCGACAGAGGUCUUUCAUUUUAGUGAAGCUGAUGGCGAGCUCGAACACAUUCUCCCAGACGACUGUGUUUUCAUUGCCGGUGGAGGCCCUGUGGGCUUGACCUUGGCUGCAGCAUUGUCCUACUACGGCAUCAAAUGGCCCAAGAUGGAUCUGACGAAUCCUCGAUCUAUGGAGUUUUUCCGAAAGCUCGGCCUGGCAGAUUCGCUGCGUGAAAAGGGUGUGCCUUCAAAUAUACCCUAUCGCAGUACAUUUACUACCGGUAUCAAUGGCAAAAUGGUAACAGAGUGGAACUUUGGCACGGUCGACGAAUGGCGACAGAGAAUCCAGGAGCAAAAUGAUGGAGAACAGCCACUGGAGCCAUGGCUGCGGCUCUCUCAAAUUAUAUUCGAGGCUUGGUUGAGGGAGAUCAAUGACAAAGAUCCCUUGAUUGACCUCCGCUUCGGGUGGAAGGUGGAGGGUGCGCAAGAAACUGACGAGGGAAUCAUUGCGACUGCGACUGACAAGAACGGAAGGCUUCAUACAUUCAAAGCCAAAUAUGGCGUUGGAUGUGACGGUGGAUCCAGCAGAGUUCGUCGUGGCCUUGGAAUUCCACUCGUAGGGGGACCGGCGCCAGGAUACUCCAUCCUCGUCCACUUCACGUCGAAUGACACCAAGAACCUACACAGCCACGGCACAUUCUGGCACAACUAUGUCAUUUCCAAGCACGGAUUUAUUGGGGCUUUUAUUUCCCAAGACGAGAACGACACUUGGACCACCCAUUCCCACUAUCCCAUCACCAUGAAUACAGACCAUAUCACUCCCGAGGAAGCUGUUUCCCGGAUUUCAAGCGGUGAUGGAGAGCCUGUAUCGAUCGAUAUCGACAAAGUCUUGGUUCGUUCCACCUACCGGCCCAACCUUGUCGUGGCGACGCAAUACAUGGGACUCAAACGGCGACUCUUCAUUGCUGGGGACGCAGCACAUCAGAACGUCCCCACCGGAGGCUAUGGAAUGAACAUGGGACUAGGAGAUGCCUUUACGCUCGCGACGAAGCUGGAAGGCGUGAUCCAUGGCUAUGGAGGCGUCCAUCUCCUCGAUUCAUAUCAGCAGGAAAGGCGUCCCGUCGCUCUGAUGAGUGUCGAACGAGCGGGCUACCAUCUCCUCGUGCACCAGAGGAUGAACGAGAUGCUGGCCAAGAACGGUCCCGAACACCUCGACGCCGACUCGAAGGAGGGCGAGGAGCUGAGAAGAAAGAUACAUGAACACUAUCAGACCCACGAUGGCGAGAACCGAGACGUGGGGGUCGAGUUUGGAUAUCUCUACCACUCCAAGGUGAUAAUUCCAGAGGAUCCCGCCACCGAGCCUGAAUUCAACCCUAGGAAGUACACCCCUUCAACCUGGCCGGGAUCGCGUGCUCCACACGUCUUCCUGCGAGAUGGGACAGCCAUAUUUGACCUCUAUGGCACGCACUAUACUCUUGUCCAUUUCGCCGAAGGAGGCAACCAUGGCGCAGAUUUCCUUCUUAGCAGCGCAGCGGAGCACCGGUUCCCUCUCAAGCAUGUCGAACUGCGAGGAGAAGACCACGCGCGGAAGAUCUGGCAGAAAGACCUGGUCCUCGUCCGUCCAGACGGGCAUGUUGCAUGGAGGGGAGAUUCUAUCGGCAGCAAGGCUGAUGCUGACCAUAUCGUCCAAGUUGCAGUCGGCCUUCGUAGCGUGGUGAACGGUCCGCCCUUGGACACGGAUCUUGAAGAGGAGAAGCAACGCAAACCCUUCUCUGGGACGAACGAGCUCUUUGUGCAAUAUCCGGAUUACAAGCUAGCUAAGAAGGGACAGUUUCAAUGA
Fonsecaea monophora is the source of this 1845-nucleotide messenger RNA. RefSeq lists its product as hypothetical. The record is from RefSeq and is a predicted model, not a curated record. Lineage: Eukaryota; Fungi; Ascomycota; Eurotiomycetes; Chaetothyriales; Herpotrichiellaceae. Gene Ontology annotation, molecular function: FAD binding. The transcript has 4 exons. Bases 1 to 1845 code for a protein of 614 amino acids.